AUGCUGGUUAUAAAACUUAUCGUUGCACUGUCUACUUUAGAAGUCUACUUGUGUCAUCCAUAUUUUCGAGGGACACUUAAAAGAAGCCUGCUGCCAGGAACGAGACUUAGAUUUUUCAAUAGAAUUCCUUUAAAUAAAAGACUCGACCUAAUAAAUCCCUUAAAUUUUGAAGCUGGCCACCCCAGAACGGUAUCGAAAAAAAAUGGGAUAGAAUUAUUGUUUGCAAGACCAACUCUUUUGCAAGCAGUAUUUAAAUUGUAUGCAUCAAAGGAAAGACACAAAAGGCAGACUAAUGAUCACGAAAAGGACCUUAUGCAAUCUUUUGGUGGGGAUAACGUUAAUUCAGAAAAUACUGAAAAUAACCACCAUUACAAGCCUCAAGAAUCUAGUAAUCCACGUAAUGGAGUUUACUAUCUCAUUGACUGGAAUACUUUUUUGGAGGUAGAUGAUACCAAAGGACAAAGUGUUCAUUUACGAUUUCAGCCAAAGGUUGGAGAUCCCAAAAGAUUUUUUUUGUAA
Messenger RNA from Brassicogethes aeneus, 519 nucleotides. NCBI's taxonomy places the organism in Eukaryota, Metazoa, Arthropoda, Insecta, Coleoptera, Nitidulidae. The record is from the annotation of a GenBank genome assembly.